AUGCCAUGGAGGACGCAGCUCCACCACUACCCGGAUGCCAUCCAGGUCCAGGUGCAGCAGGUACAGCUGCAGGGGGAGAGGAGCAGGCCAACAUCCAGCAACAACGUGAAGCAAGGAGGCCUUGGCGAUCAAACUGAAGCUGCGGCCCAGGCAGGUGGAGGUCUGGUUUCAGAACCGCAGGGCAAGAAGAUAGAAUCUGGAUGCAAUUGCUUUGAUAUUCCUGUUUGGCCCCCAGGCAUGCUCAUAAAGUACAAUGAGGUGUCCUCAUCUGACUAUUGCGCCAAUGGGUGCUCUGCCUCACGGGCUCGUUCACCAUUUGUUCAACUUCAGAGCUCAUCAGCGCACCUGCUUCGACACUGACCCGUCCGUCGUCAUCGCCUUCGAUGACGACAAGGACACCGCAGGCGCCGUCGGCCUCGGCGGCGGCUUCCACCACUACCACAUCGUCGUCACCUACCAGGGCGUCAAGGGGUGAAUUGAUUUGAUCGUUAAUAUGUGGCUGGAUGUGAUGUUUUGCAGGUUGAAGGUGCUAAGGUGUUGGAGACGUGCCUGUACUUGUUGAGUGUUUUAUCUGUAGAGUGCUAUAUUGUGAUUGGUGUAAUAUUGUAUGGUUAUAUUGUGAUUGGUGGAAUGUAAUAAACUUGAUUGGUACAUCGGUGAUUUGGCUGUUAUUUGAAUAUAUUUAAAA
Aegilops tauschii subsp. strangulata is the source of this 688-nucleotide messenger RNA. The record is from RefSeq and is a predicted model, not a curated record. Lineage: Eukaryota; Viridiplantae; Streptophyta; Magnoliopsida; Poales; Poaceae.